AUGCAACGACAACCAAAAUGGAGUAAGUUGUUAAAUAAUUCUCAAUUAUUAAUAAUUCAAACUAGUUCUAAUUCAUUAAUUUGUUCUGUAUUAUUAGACAUUGCGGAUACUAAUGUUGCAAAUUUUGGAUCAAAAAUCGAGAAAGAUGCUCAUUAUCAAGCUGGUGCGAAAGAACAAGCGUGGGCUGAUCCCAAAACGAAGGUUGGAAUUGAGCCGUUAGUACAACAAUACACAUAUAUAGAUAAACUAUUUCAGUCCUAUAAAAAAAAUAAAAAUACCGAGGCUUUAUCGCAUGAUAUCCAUUUUUGGCUUGGGUUAGAGAGUAGUCAGGAUGAAGUUGGAACUGCUGCUUAUAAGACGGUGGAAUUGGAUGAUUUUCUCGGAACUUCACCAGUCCAACAUCGUGAGGUUCAAGACAGCGAAUCCAGUCUUUUCUUAUCUUAUUUCAAAAAAUUCCAUGUAGAAGAAGGAGGUGUCGACACUGGCUUCAAACAUCUUUCACCCAAUGAAUACCGUCAUCGGCUUUUGAAAGUUAAGCUAAUUGGUCGUACGAUUGUAAUCCGUGAAGUGCCAAAAGACUACAAGUCACUCAAUUCUGGUGAUGUUUUUGUAUUGGACGUGGGAACCACUCUAUAUCAAUUGAAUGGUAAAAAUUCCCAGGGGGUUGAAAAAGUUAAAGCUGCAGAAUUCUGUCAAGCUACUGUAAGCGAUAGGAAGGGAUUGGCUAAUAUUGUUGUUAUUGAUGAAGGAGAUAGAGAAAUGAAUAAAUUUUGGGAAGCACUUGGAAGUGAGGGUCCAAUCAAACCUGCAUCUGAAGAUACUGGUGCGGACAUCUCUGGUACUCCAAAGAAAUUAUUUAGAGUAAGUGAUGCAUCAGGAACUUUGAAGUUCACCGAAGAAACGACUGGUACCAUCAAAAUAUCCCAUUUCGAUACUAAGGACGUAUUUGUGUUUGACGUAGGACAUGAAGUUUUUGUCUGGAUUGGUCUUCAAUCCACAAUCAUGGAAAAGAAAUAUUCCUUGCAGCAUGCUCAAGAAUACAUUAAAAAGUACAAUCGUCCAUUAUUUACUCCAAUCACCCGUAUCAUGGAAGGUGGUGAAAAUGAUGUUUUCACACAGUGUUUGGAUGUAUAA
Messenger RNA from Cetraspora pellucida, 1134 nucleotides. NCBI's taxonomy places the organism in Eukaryota, Fungi, Glomeromycota, Glomeromycetes, Diversisporales, Gigasporaceae. The record is from the annotation of a GenBank genome assembly.